GUUGAGAGCUCGCGAGGCCGCGCAAUGAGGAUAAGGGGAAGCUCAGGCACAAACCGGCUGUAGACUGAGCCUGUGAGCUGGUUGAUCGAAGCGCUGAGAAAAUAAAUAUCAUGCUCGGGGGAAAUCCAACUUGAGAAUAGCACUGGCUUGAAGCCCUUCAGCGGAGACGACUUGGCUUACACACUUUAAGAAGUCCGUUCCGUUGUCCCACGUACUCUUUCGUAUACUUUGCCCCUGGGCCAGGUUCUCCACGACACCAUCAUGACGCGCCGCAUCCUCCUCAUCAACGGCCCAAAUCUCAACCUCCUCGGCAAGCGGGAGCCACACAUCUACGGCUCAACCACCCUCGCCGACGUCGAAGCCAGUGCUCGCACCCAGGCUUCGUCACUGGGCGUCGAGCUCGAGACGUUCCAGUCCAACCACGAGGGCGCCAUCGUCGACCGCAUUCAGGAGGCGGCAGGCUGGGGGCCCAACUGUCUACAUGACCGUGCGCCGAAGGAGAGAGUGUCGGCUAUCAUCAUCAACCCGGGGGCGCUGACCCACACGAGCGUCGCCGUCAGGGACGCGCUGUUGGCCGUCGAUAUUCCGUUUGUGGAACUACACGUCUCAAACGUACAUGCGCGGGAGCCGUUCCGGAAGCACAGCCAUCUGAGCGACAGGGCCGUGGCUGUUAUCUGCGGGAUGGGCGUGUAUGGGUACACAGCAGCGAUCGAGUUUGCGGCGAGGCAUAUGAAGGUGUAAAGGACACCAUCGAGCUCUGUGUUUACUUUGCGGAAUAUACCAGGAGAGGAGAAAUGCGAACUAGUUCACCACAAGGGAAAACAUGAGACUUUGCCCGGAAAGGCGGAUGCUGGGAUGAAUCAUGUUGUCUAAGCUACUACUCCUGCUUCAUAGAAAAUGCCGCUCUAUCCACGCACUGCC
This is a messenger RNA of Thermothielavioides terrestris NRRL 8126, 921 nucleotides long. RefSeq lists its product as uncharacterized. Gene Ontology annotation, biological process: quinate catabolic process. The coding region runs from base 262 to 741 and encodes 159 amino acids. Gene Ontology annotation, molecular function: 3-dehydroquinate dehydratase activity. NCBI's taxonomy places the organism in Eukaryota, Fungi, Ascomycota, Sordariomycetes, Sordariales, Chaetomiaceae. The record is from RefSeq and is a predicted model, not a curated record. The transcript has a single exon.